Molecule: messenger RNA, 5332 nt
Organism: Adelges cooleyi (spruce gall adelgid)
Lineage: Eukaryota; Metazoa; Arthropoda; Insecta; Hemiptera; Adelgidae
Product: bromodomain-containing protein 4-like
Exons: 17
Coding region: 740-4624 (1294 amino acids)
Source: RefSeq, a predicted model, not a curated record
UGUUGUGAUUACCAAUUGCGUUUACCAUCCCCGUUGGCCGUCGGGUGUACGUGCGAGUGAGACGGACUGUGCAUUUUUAUAUGUGCCCGACCGAAACCGAACCGCCGACCGACAAGUGAGUUGUUCCCCGUCGUCUGCUCUCCGCCGCCGUGUGUGUUGUGUAUUGUCUGUGUUUGUGUGUGUGUGUGUAUGUACAAAAUCAAUUACGGAUAUAUUUUCGUUCAUAAUUCAAAAUAAAUUUAAAAAAAAAGUAUAUCCAACCAUUUUUGUAUGGUAGGUAAUCUUCUUUUCGGAUAAAUCUCAAGUGAUUUAUUAGCGAUCGCCGUGACAACCGUUGUCGCGUCCGCCCGUCCGUCGCCGUCGCGUCCGGCCGCUCGUCGUAGGUGUCGAUUAACAUCCGUGUUAUCCGUGUCCACUGGCUUAACGUUUUCUCCAUCACAACAUCGCCUCUUGGCCACCAGGGGAUGAUACCGCCGUCGCAUUGACCGGUUCUCGUCGUGUUCUAAUCAACGUGUCCACUGUCCACCGACUGUGAUAAUCUGGUGACAAUGGUAACUUUCCACUGGAUACCAUGAAAAUCGUUGGGGACGAGCUCAGGUCAUCGUUGUCAACCAAAACGUCCACCUGCGUGAUAAGGUGUCCAAAUGUUUGUCGCCAUGACCGGCCAGUCGGUGUUUGACGGGUUGUCGAAAGUUUUCUGUGUUCCGGACGACUGACUUGUGCAGUGUGCGUUGCCAGCAUGUCUGAUAUCAAACGGGCUAAGCGCAGUAAACGGCGUGAGAGGGCACAGCGUAUGCAUGCCCAGAAACAUGAGAUGGACAGCGGUGAAGAUGACGAGCUGUUGGCCAAGGAGAAGGCCAAGAGGCCGCCGCCGCCAAGUCGUAGAAAAAAGAAUAAAGACACAGCUCUGUUUGACGAGGACGUUAUCGAUGGAUUUGCAAUACUCUCGUUUAAGUCGUACGAGGAUUUAGAGACUUGCGUGCAACAGUGUUUGGUUAAAAGCGCUGUGACUCUGGGCUUGGACCCGUCUUCACACCGCAAACACCACCAUCGGAAUCACGUGCACAACCACAACAACAACAACCACCACGACAGCAAUUCGAGCACUCCGGUCACGCCGGUCAAAACCGAAUACAGCGUGCCCAGUCCACCUACGACGCCCAACCACUUUAAUCACAACAAGAAUUCGUCGUCACUGGACUUGAAGAAUGACAGCGAUGGCGGAGAAAACGAUUCUUCGUUGGUCAACUCGUCAUUCAAAAGACCCUCCGGCGCUAAAACCUCUUCGCUCAGCCAAAGCGGACACAGGCGAUCUAGUUCUAGGGAUAGAUCUAGUGACGCGAGUAGCAAUUGCAGUUCGGGAAGAGGAUACAUCUGUGAUAGCGAAGAUGACGGCGACAAGGGUUCGGAUAACUCUGACCUCUUCCGCGCCGCAUUGGUUUCCAGGAAAGAUGAACUGCCCGGCAGAGUUUCUUCUACUGAGUCCGGAAGUCAUUCACAGCAACUACCGCCGUUGCCCUCGGUGCCGGCGGAACCGCCUGUGCCAACCGCGACACCGACACCGCCCAACAACAGGCAACCCACCCCAACCCCACCGCUAGUCAAUGGCAUAGACUUUGCAAACCAUCCGCCGACACCGGAGACGAUUACGGCCACCGCGACCACGACGGCCGCUUCGGUCGUCCCGACGUCGUCGUCCGCGGUGUCUAAUCACGUCGCAAGGCCGCCUUCGCAACAGAAUCCCAUGAUGCCACCGUCGACAGCUCCCCGGCCUCCGUUGGUGUCUCAGCCCAACAAAUGUCCAUCGCCGACCGUACCGCCGGCGUCCACGCCGCCCGUUUCACACAAGACUCAGCACGCUCACGUCAAUGGACACGACAUCUCGUCGACGCCUCCCGCCGUUGUCACCUCCAUCUCCGCCGCCGCCACGGUCACCUCGAGAUACUCGCCGGCACCGCCGUCGUCGGGUCUCAACAGUUCGAGGAAAUCUUCAUCAACUCCGGUUGGCGCGCCGCCGACAACGUAUCAGACACCACCGCAAGCCUGUGCGCUGUCGUUGAGCAUCACCAACUCUUACAUUACCCCAUCGACGUCGCAGCACCCCAUAUUGUCGCACGCCGCGUCCAACUAUAUACCAAAGUCGACGGCCGCCGGCCAAUCGCCGUCGCCGCUGCAGCAGCAACACUGUUCGUCGCCGUACGUGCAAAAACCACCUCACCAGAUGCUCUACCAUCCCGGGCACGGUGCGCCGUACCCGCCGCCGCCGUCCGGCUACCAAUAUCCCAGCGCGUACAAGCCGCCGCCGGCCGCAUCCACCGGCUAUGUGCCUCCGUACGCCUCGCUGCAGUCGUCCACGGCGACGGUGUCCGCCUCGUCGGUCGCUAUACCCAGCACCGCUAGCAGCCAGAUGCCGACGGUGUCGCAUCCGCCGUCGCCGGCCGCCAACCUGGGCUCGCCUUACCAACCGGCCAUCCAUCCCCCCCAACACUUUCCGCCGCUGUACGCACCCUACAGGAGCACGCCUUACAUGCCUUCGUCGCUGUCCGCCACGGCUAGGUUAAGCCGAUCUUCCCCAAUGUCUGUGAUAUCAACCAAGUCCAGUGUAGCGUUGGCAUCUAAUCACGCAACGUCGUCAUUAGCGGCUGCUACUGCUACCACUACGACUCCUUCCGUGUUGAGUAGUCACCCUGUGCUGGGCAGAGGACAUUCACCACGGGGUCCGAGUCCGAAUCGAGAACGCGACAGUUAUAACGGCAACGUCAGUAACCUCAGUCGAACCUCUGCAGGUUCCGCUUCGUUGAGCUCCCCUUCACCGUUUAACGCUCCGGCAAUAGCAUUACCGCCCACUGUCGGGCCACCUUUAGCAUCUGCUGUACCGGCUUCAGCACCUUCUAGUCUUGUGUAUAAUAAACCGCCUCUUUGGGGCCCAAUGGGUAACAACAGUAUUGCUGUUACAUCGUCAACGGCAAAUAACACCAGGCAACAUCCGUCGUCGUAUCCAGCACCAUUGUUUUCAUCUCCCGUGGCCACAUCCACCUCGCAACCUAGUUCACUGCCACAAGCAGCACCUCCUGCUCAUAAUCCAUUCUCUGCCGAAUCGCUAUUUCAGUCGAAUCAAGCAGACAUGUUGAGAAGAGAACUUGACUCCAGGUUCUUGGCGUCGUCACAAGAAAGAGCUUUAGCUGUUGGCACACCUUACUUGCGUACUGAAAUGCACCAUCAUCAGCAUCAACACACCCACGUACACCAGCACACGGCUACGCCACUUAUACCCUCUGUGGCGGCAGCUACCCCAACCAUACCGAGCGCUUCGACUAUACAACCAGCACCCAAUUCAUCACUUUAUCCUCCUCCACUGUUCAAAGAAAUACCAAAAUUGGGCGGAGUCGACUCGCCAUUUUACAGACAGAGUUUAUUGUCUAACAACUAUCCCGGGUUUACUCCGGGUUUGUUGCAUUCGUCAAUAGGUCAUACACCAUUUACACCACCAUCUCAUGUUCCCACAUUUACUCCCAAGUUAGCGGAUUCGUCUAAACCCACAAAGUCAAGUAAACCUGGCAAGUGGAACGCUAUGCAUGUGAGGUUGGCAUGGGAAAUCUAUCAUUAUCAACAAAAGCAGCAAGCGGCCGAAUCAAAAAAUGCCGUAAACAAUCCGGUGCCAAAGACUGAAUUACCGAGGCCACCCACUCAUUUGUUUCCCCCCAACCGGCCACCACACGAUCUCUCGCCAUUUGCUGCUGCUCACCAUCAUCAUACCGGAUUACCUCCCGGAUAUUCACCUAUGGCAGCUGCAGCCAUGUUUUCGAGGUACCCCACAGGUUUCCCACCAAUUUCCGCAUUCCCUCCGAACCCUAUGAAUGAUCCUUGGGCACGAUUGCAGCCUGGACGAGGACUGCCCACGUCCAAUUCGCCCUAUGGACCUGUUGCGGGAUGGCAAAUCAAACCAGAUCCCGUGGAAACGGAACGAGCGGAACAGCAACAACGCGAGAGAGAAAGGGAGCGCGAACGGGAACGUGAGCGUGAGAGGGAACGUGAAAAAGAAAGAGAAAGAGGACGUGAACGAGAACGAGCAAAACGCGAAGAAAAACGAAAGCAAAUGGUUCAACAGCAACAGCAACAACAACAGCAACAGCAGCAGCAGCAUCAACAGCAACUGCAACAACUACAACAGCAGCAGCAACAACAUAAACAGCAACAGCAACAGUUCCAGCAACAUCAACACCACAUGCAACAGCAACACCACCAACAAACUGUCAAAAUGAGAGAGCGUUCCCCUAUCAAAGACCCCAAUAUGAUGCACAAAGAAGAAGAAAUGAACAUGCUCUUGGGCCGUGUCCCCCCGCCAUCACAUUAUUUGCCACCCCCUCCGAGGCAUCCUCAACGAGGUUUGCCGACACAUUUCUCGCCUUGGGAUCAGUACAGGUAUGAUUCAAUGAGAUUUAGUCCGUUAAUCGCUGCUGCGGCUUAUAGAGCGGAAGAAGAAGAGCACAGAGCCAAACUGUUUGGUUACCAUCAUCAGGCCCACUUAAGGCCAAAAGACCCGUCUUCUCCGAAUACACACCACCAACAGAUUCCUACGGACAUGCAACUACCUAAAAAAGAAGAAUCUUCACAGUCUAGGUAGUCAAUGAUUACUAAUUAAUUAAGUUAUUAUUAUAUUUUAAUGUUUAAAUUUUUUAUUAAUUGUCAAAACUCAAACGUUGACAGACUUGUUUUUUAAUGAUGAUUUAAUAUAUUCUCUUUGACUUCUCUCCCCCCUGCCCUUGUCCUUCAGACGUCGAUUACACUUUAUUGUUCUUGUAGGAUUUUGUUCAUCGCAAUCGACUAUUUUAACCAUUUGUUUUUUUUAAUUUUAUUGUAAUUAUGAUUUUUUUUUUUUUUUAUGUAUAAUGAGUAUUGACUUGAAAUUUUAUGUUGUGCAAUUUAAUUACAAUUUAAUUUCGAGUUGACUUAAAAUAUUUAAAUUGAAUAUAUAAAUAAAAAACGAAAAUUAAUAAAACCAAUUUAGGAAUGUUAAGUUUUUAUUGAAAGAAAAAGAUGUAAUAUGAUUUUAAUUUACACUAAAUUUUGUGCAAUUGCGGUAUGUCUGUCAUAUUAUUAUUAUUUUUAAAAUAUAAUAUACUAUUUAUAAAUCCACAAGACUCAUUAACGAUAAUUAGUAUUGGACACACAGGGUCAAUUUACAAUUUUCUAAUCUGUUAUUUUGACCCUAGUAAGUCAAAUUAUGUCGAAAGGUAAAUUUUCUCUACCAAAUUAAAUACUAAAAAAUAAUAACAAAAUAGUAAAUUAACCCAAAAUUUUAGUGCAUAAUAUUUACUACAAUUAUUAUAGU